GCAUACUGUGGAGCUGUUAACGAGAGUGCAGACUGAAGACCACACGUCAAAGGAAGAAGACACAACACACAUCCGAUACUUUGGGCAAGACAAUUUUACAAUGGGUGCAUUCAUACGGGGAUUUCCUUGGCCGGAGUGAAGCCUUAUGCUGUGGACUUGUUGAGGCUAAAGAUUAGUAGUCACAAGUGUCCCGUGGAUGUGUCGCUUCUUUAAUAGGAAAUGCAGUAUACAGCAGCUCCUAUGUCAGACCCUCGUGGGGAGGUGAAUGGGGCAGAAGAGCAGAUCGAUGUGUGCGAGGAGAGAACCGAGGAGAAGAAUUCACCAAACCACUCAAAUAUGGACAUGGAGAAGUCAGAACCGGCCACUAGCGGUGCAGAGGAAUCCAGGAUGGGCCAAUCAGAGAGUGAAGAGAGGGCCUUUGUGGUUAAUCUGUACCACUUUAUGAAGGAGAGAGGCACGCCAAUAGAGAGAAUACCUCACCUAGGCUUUAAACAGAUCAACCUGUGGAAAAUCUACAAAGCUGUAGAGACCCUGGGAGGCUAUGACUCGGUGACAGCUCGGCGGCUCUGGAAGAAUGUGUAUGAUGAGCUGGGUGGUAGUCCGGGUAGCACCAGCGCGGCCACCUGCACCCGCCGUCACUACGAGAGGUUGGUUCUGCCUUUUGAACGGCAUCGGCGAGGGGAGGGGGACAAGCCGCUCCCUCCCGCGAAACCCCGGAAACAGUAUAAGAGGAGCACAGACGGCAAGAGUAAAGCGGAGAGCAAGAAGCGCCGAAGAACGGCGGAGAGAGACGACCCAGAGGAGAACUUGCGAAUGGAUCACCACUGUGAGAGAGGAGAGUGUUCCAGUCCAUGGCCAGCGUCAGAGCAUCCGGACGGUGACCAGCAUGCUCAAGCCACGCCACCCCCUCUUGCAUGCCCCAAGGAGAAGCCCCUCCUCAAGAGCCUAAGCCCCGCCUUGGUCAUGUCCCCCCUGGAGAAGAAGAAGCGUCUGGCACAGGCCAGUCUGAGUGAGGAGGGGGCUGAGCCUGAGAGACCGUCUGUGAUCCAACUGUCCUACUCCUCUCAGUCUCCAGCCUGCACAUCCUCCACCCGUCUUAGGCACGCCUCUGAUGGCUCACCCCUCCCUCUCUCCUCUCCCUCCGCCUCCUUCUCCCGUAGCCCCUCCCCUUACUCAGUCUCCUCCGAGGACUGCGUGGCCAUGCCGACGCAGCAGACGCCUGCCCCCGAGGAGGAGAAGCCGAAACCCACCUUCCUCGGCACCGUGCCUUCCCCAGAGCCCGGCGGUGCCCGAGUCUGCAAGCCGCUCAGCCAAUACCCCUGCACCAAGGACCUCGCCACCCUCCCCCGUCCUGUUUACCGGGACUUCCUUCAGGUCGGUCCCACCCAUCCGGAGAAGGCCCCCAGGGGCCCGUCGACGUGGGGCUCAGAGGGCAAAGUAGGCGGGAGAACCUCAGCCCUCCGGAUUCCUCUCUCCGCCUCCUCUGGCACGGCCUGCUGGGUGCACUCCCCCUCCAGCUUCACCAAGGUCCUGCCUCGCGCUCGGGACCCCUGGAGACCCAUAUCACUACAGUCCAGCUACAAACUGCACACGCCCCACCCCCAGCCCCACCCCAAGAGGCCGAGUAGCGCGGAAGCCUACGUGAAGAAGCUCGCCUCCCCAACACACUUUGUAGACAGAAAGGAGAAGGCGAAGAUGGUGAUGCCCAAGCCCCUUCCUGCACAGCAGUAUGUACUUCAUCCACAGCCCGGGCUUCCCAUGCCCUACCUGUUGCCGGCCUUCGACCGGACGGCGACAGAGCAGCUGAAAACGCUGCCCGUCCACCCCAUCCUCCUUCCCACUCAUCUCACCAUCCCUCCGUCUCAAGCGCACCCUGCGCACCCUGUCCCCGUGGGGGCCUGCCUCCCUGGGACCUACGAGGCACUGCGCUCGUAUCCUUACCCGGUACCCCUCUGGCAGCCGCCCCCCAGCUACAGCAUGGCCAGCCUGCAGCCGUAUUAACAGCACCUGUAUUUUUUCCUUUUUCCACAUUUUAACAAAAAGAAAUUGUUAAUAACAAAAAAGUGUGAAGUGAUUCUAUAAUCGUAGUGUCCGUGCACUGAAAAAACAGACUACUGAGUGUUAGUUAGGGUCAAACGGGAAAAAAGUCCAAGAAAUUCCUUCCGUGGGACUAUGCAGUUACUUCGGUACAAAUCAAAUAAAUGCAAAUUUCUUUUGGCCGCUGCAGGCGCUGAGGUUGCUUUCUUCAGUGUCUCUCCUGGAACAGUAGAGGUCGCUGCGGACUGAAACUGUGUGUAAUCCUCAGUUAAGCAGUGAAGAACCAAAACCAACCUCGACCACAACUAAACCCUAACUGGAAAUGGAGCCAUGGAAAAGACUAUUUACGGAUAUUAACUACGGCCGUUACACCCGUUAUUUCCCACUACUGACGCAGUGUUACUGCUUAAAGAAAGCAUCAGAAAUGUGGCAUUUAUACAUGUACAUUUGUAAAUUGUCUAUAAAGUAUUUUAUUUUUAUGAAAUAAAGUAAAGUAUACUUAUAUGAAGAUCA
Electrophorus electricus (electric eel) is the source of this 2550-nucleotide messenger RNA. RefSeq names its product AT-rich interactive domain 5A (gene arid5a). NCBI's taxonomy places the organism in Eukaryota, Metazoa, Chordata, Actinopteri, Gymnotiformes, Gymnotidae. Gene Ontology annotation, cellular component: nucleus. The record is from RefSeq and is a predicted model, not a curated record. Gene Ontology annotation, biological process: regulation of transcription by RNA polymerase II. Gene Ontology annotation, molecular function: transcription cis-regulatory region binding.